AUAACUCAUUAAUGUCUUCCAUGGUAGUGCCCCAUUGCAUAACCACCAGUAGGCCCCACCUCAAACCAUGAUAGUAGGUGAUCAGUAUUCCAUAAACUGUACACACUCAAACCAAAUGAAAUCAUAGCACAGUCUUCCUUCCAACACAUACACUCUUUUUGCUUUAUCACAGAGCUUUGGCACUUGGCAUUUGAUCAGGUUAUUCUAUACCAUCAGAUCAGACCACUCAAAAGUUAUCCUUGAUUGAGCACAAUCUAUAUUCUUUACAGAGCCGUAUUCCUGGUAUGUUUGAUGACUACAGCUAUGACUCCACUGCUUCCACAGAUGACUACAUGAAUUUCAACUUCAGUAGUAGCUUCUUCUGUAAGAAAAACAAUGUCAGGCAGUUUGCGAGCCAUUUCCUUCCACCUCUGUACUGGCUUGUGUUCAUUGUGGGUACCCUGGGCAAUAGCCUGGUUAUCCUUGUCUACUGGUAUUGCACAAGAGUGAAGACCAUGACUGACAUGUUCCUUUUGAAUUUGGCAAUUGCUGAUCUGCUCUUUCUUGCUACUCUUCCCUUUUGGGCUAUUGCUGCUGCUGGCCAGUGGACAUUCCAGACCUUCCUGUGCAAGGUUGUGAACAGCAUGUACAAGAUGAACUUCUACAGCUGUGUGCUACUCAUCAUGUGUAUCAGUGUGGACAGAUACAUUGCCAUUGUACAGGCCAUGAAGGCUCAGAUCUGGAGGCAGAAAAGGCUGCUGUAUAGCAAGAUGGUCUGUAUUAGUAUCUGGGUGAUGGCAGCUGUGCUCUGCACCCCAGAAAUCCUGUACAGCCAAAUCAGUGGGGAAUCUGGCAUUGCCAUCUGUACCAUGGUCUACCCUAAGGAUAAGAAUGCCAAGCUGAAAUCAGCUGUCUUGAUCUUGAAGGUCACCUUGGGGUUUUUCCUUCCCUUUAUGGUCAUGGCCUUCUGCUACACUAUCAUCAUUCAUACCCUGGUACAGGCCAAGAAGUCAUCCAAGCACAAAGCCCUAAAGGUGACCAUCACUGUCCUCACUGUCUUCAUUAUGUCUCAGUUCCCCUACAACUCCAUUCUUGUAGUGCAGGCUGUUGAUGCCUACACCAUGUUUAUCUCCAAUUGCACUAUUUCCACCAAUAUUGACAUCUGCUUCCAGGUCACUCAGACCAUUGCAUUCUUCCACAGUUGCCUGAACCCAGUUCUCUAUGUUUUUGUGGGUGAGAGAUUCCGCCGGGAUCUCAUGAAGACCCUGAAGAACUUGGGAUGCAUUAGCCAGGCCCAGUGGGUUUCAUUCACAAGAAGAGAGGGUAGUUUGAAGCUUUCUUCCAUGCUACUGGAGACAACUUCGGGGGCUCUUUCCCUCUGAAAG
Peromyscus maniculatus bairdii (prairie deer mouse) is the source of this 1364-nucleotide messenger RNA. NCBI's taxonomy places the organism in Eukaryota, Metazoa, Chordata, Mammalia, Rodentia, Cricetidae. The record is from RefSeq and is a predicted model, not a curated record.